Molecule: messenger RNA, 3288 nt
Organism: Lagopus muta (rock ptarmigan)
Lineage: Eukaryota; Metazoa; Chordata; Aves; Galliformes; Phasianidae
Gene: CFAP96
Product: chromosome 4 C4orf47 homolog
Exons: 8
Coding region: 662-1606 (314 amino acids)
Cellular component (GO): centrosome
Source: RefSeq, a predicted model, not a curated record
AGAUAAAAUUGGUCUACUAUGCAAAAGACCUAGAAUAUUACAUUUUUAAUAUUAAAAGUAGAAACGAAUCACUUGUGUCUUCAAAGAAAAAAAAAAUGAAUGAGCAUCUAAAGAUCAAAGAAAAAAUGGAGCAUUGCAGGAAAUUAGACCUGAAACUAAUCUGUUUGUAUUGUCCAGUCUUCCAUUUUUUUGUUUAUCCCACACCUUUCUCGGGAAUUACAGGAGAAUUUAAACCUAAUCUCAUUCAAAUCAAUUUCCCUUUGUACUCUAUUAUUCCCCUCAGGAUUUUUUUUUUUUUCUGAAAGAUGGUGGACACACAAAUAUAACAUAGUGAUGAUGUACUGCAUCUGUAAUUGUAUGGGAACUGCUGAGUCACGGCCUGAACCUCUGAUUGAUCACCUGAGGUGAGCAAUGAGUCAGGCACAGGAGCACAGGUGAAGGCAAUUCACCUGUGCAGCCAGGAGGGGUGGAGCCAGGCUCCACCUUUCCUAGACCCAUUUAAGAGCUGGCUACCAGUGGGGGAGGAUCUCUUCUGGAGAUCCACCCUGCUAGUGUUUUGUGAGUGAGCCCAGGAUAGGGGGGUUGACUGUUUAUGGAGUUAUAGUAAAACACAUAAACAGAGAUAAUUCUACCUUCUAGAGUGGUACACUAUCACCCAGCCAUGCCUGUAGAAGGAAAAAGUGAUAUGGAGAGGAUUGGCCUCUUCAGUGAAAUGAGCUAUGUUACCAUUGGAGAUAAAUAUGUAUCACAUUAUAUGCGCCCUUUUAAUGAAACUGCGAGCAAGAACAGACAGAUGCUAUCUGAGGGGAGCAAAACAUUGUCAGCUCUUCAGGCAGGUUAUUUUGACCCUCAGUUUAAGAGGAUUUUCAGCGGUGAAGCCUACUCAAAUCCUGUUCAACUAAGGAGACGUUAUAGAUUGGCAGAAUCAAAGAAAAAUUUGGGCAAAGCUUUCCUUCCCAGUAAUGGAGAUAAAUUGCCAUGUGGACUAGGUAGUUAUUAUGGAACCAUAGGAGGUCCGUUUGCAUACUUCAGUGCACAACUGAAAGCCAGAGAAAGAUACAUUCCUCCUGGAAAGAAUCUUUAUACUAGUCCAGGAAAAAAAGGAACUGGAUAUGGUUAUGCAAAUCUUACUAUAGGUGAGCAAUAUCCACAUGAAGCGGAUGGCUAUGAAUUAGAAAAAAUAAUUGCAAAGAAAGCACGAGAGGAACACAAGCGUUUGGCUAAAGGAGGGCCUUUCAAGACAAAUAUGUAUCCCCUGGAGUAUUUUGACAUGAAUCCCUAUUUUAACGACAAACCUUUGCCACCUGUGAAGAAACCACCUCCAGAGAAGCGAAUUGCAUCACCUUUCAAACCAAGUUCCCCUGCUAAGAAGUCAGGGGGCAUGAAAGGUGGCACAUUUGAUCCUUAUCCAAGCCAUUCUGCUGACCCUUAUGUAACCAAAAAAACUAUGGCUGCCUCAUCCAGUAAAGAACAAAAGGUUUUUCAUCCUCCUCCUGGACCGAAAAGCAGACCUGUUACAAGUAUAAUCACUCAAAAUGUCUUAAGGUGGACUACAGGAGAAGCAUGUAGCAUGUCUGGAUGUUCUCCACCUGCUCUCUCAAGAUGAUCACAGCAGCUUUAGAAAAGGAGCAGCCACCAAUAGCCCUGCAGCUCUCACGGGAUGCAAUUAAGGUAUGUUGACUAAAUGGUUCAUCUUCUAUUCUAAAUGGCUGUUACCUGAUUUAUUUCUUUAAAAAUUCUGGACAAUAUUCAAUAUAACUUUGAAAUGGAGAGAGUGAAUGAAUACAGGAGGAACGUGAAGGCUCCCGAAGUCUAGGCUUUUCAACUUUCACAGAAGAAUUUAAAUAAUUUACAAAGGUAAGAAAUUACAGUCUAAUUUUUUAACGUGCAUGUAUUUUUAUUUUUUUUUUAUCUGAAUGUAAAUACUCCAAAGCAUCACUUGUGCUCAGGAAGGGAUCACUGACAAGAUUAUAAGGGUUAGACAAAAACCAGCUUCAGUUGCAGGAAAUGCGCAGAAAAUGGGGGGAGAGGUGUCUCCAAACAUAGACAGUUCUGCAGCAUGCAGUACCUAAACUGCCUCAUGCUCUUAAAUGACCUUCCGCUUACUGUAAUGAGAAAAGGCUGUAGCUCAUGAAUACCUCACUCUGAGGAUACAGAACUGCAUAUUAUUUCAGUUCAAAAGUUUUGUUGGAAUGGAAGAGAAAGGAGCUGCUACUUCUCUGUGAGCAAAUACUAUAAAACAACUAAUAUUGCUAAGCCAUAAGCAGUAUCAUCAGAGACCACUGUUCCUAUAACUGACUGUCCCAAAAGCUGUAAAUAAAUAUGGAACUUAUCCCAAAGCCCAAAGCAUCUAAAUAAGCACCAGUAUGCAAGUAUGUGAGAGUAGAAAAUGGGAAAACCAUCUGAAACAGACAAAUGGCAAGAUAGAUGCUUUAUAAAUUUCACAGAAAACAUACUGCCCCAUGGUGAAGAGAUUGACAAUGGUAAAGAGAAAGAUUUGGAAAAGAUUCCAUCUUUAGCAUUCAAAAUCAUUGAUUGAUAAUGCAUUAAUACUAAUCACAAUUUGUAUACAGAAGCUUUAUUGAUUCUAUAUCUGAAACGGAUACUGUGAAAUAUUGAAAGUGAAUGAUAAAGUGGAAUACAGGAAUGUUUUUUGUAACGUGAUCUGUGGUAGUUAUGAACUAGAAGGAAAAUAAUUCAGUAACUGUGACGUGUUUGGUGUGAAAAAAUCACAGCUACGAAGGUCUGAAUCCAAACACUGAAAAUGUGCUGACAUAUUACUAACUACUGAAUGAUACAAUGCUGUCACUGUUGUCAUACCACUAUAAAGAACUGCUCUUCAACCAACAGCUUCCUUGUAGAGUGUCAUUGGCAAAAGGAGGAAGGUUACAGUACAGAAUCGCUAUCUGUUCUCUUUUACAUUGAAAGGCAUAGCUUUGCUCUUGGCAAGCUGUGUCCCCUUGUAAACUACCCUCUCAUGCCCUUUGCAUGCUUAUGGGAUUGCAGGCUUUUAUGAUGACAGAUAUGUCUUCACGUUGCAUUAUGAAGAAUUUGCUAAACAUAUCCUUGAUGCUCAAAUUCUGUCCUAGACUCCACAGUGGGUUUUUUUUGUUGUUUUUUUUGUUUUUUUUUCUGAGCAACUAUUCUGGCAGAAUGUAAAGCUUUCAUUAAAAUACUUCAGUGACAAGUUUGUAAUGCACUUCUACAAAUGCAGUAUAUAUUAACAUUAACAAAAAAUUUACAAGUCCUUCUAAACCCACUCUAGGAGUGAUAUCAAAGAAGAACAAU